AUGCUCCAGGAGGCCUUCGUCCCCCCGAAGGACCAGUCGCUCUGGCACCCGGACCUCGCCAAAGCCACGCCCGCCAAGCUCUUCAUGAUGUUGGUGGACUAUUCCAAGAACGAGAAGGGCGAGCCGGCGCCAGAUCCCACCGAUGGCGUGAUGUAUGUCAUCACGGAGGUGGCGCAGUACAGCCUGAAGGACUACUUUGCGCUGAAGAGGGAGAAGAACAAGCCCCUGUCACGCGAGUCCAUCAAAGCCUGUGCGCGUGCCAUCCUCCUCGUCGUGGCCGGCUUGCAUGCCAAGGGCCUGGUCCACCUCGACCUAAAGCCCGAGAACCUCAUGAUGUUCAACGGCCGCCUGAAGCUCAUCGACGUGGACGGCUGCGUCCCAAUCGGCAGCGAAGUCUCCAUCAACGACUCCUCCAUCUCCUUCUCCCCGUGCUACUGCGCCCCCGAAUGGGCCAGGUUCUUGACCGAUGAGUCUGAGUCCAAGAUCAUUGCAAACGACAAGCUCGAUGUGUGGAGCAUUGGGAUCACUCUCUGCGAGCUCGUGACGUUGGAUGCAAUCUUGAAGCCCAUGUAUGGCAACUUCCUUCGCAACGGGCACUCCCACCGGGAAGCCGGCUUCCUGUUCAUGGACUGGCUGGGCCAUAUCACCCGGGCGCCAGUCCCCAAGAGCAUCGAACGCUUCGACAAGGAUUUCCAGAAGCUCAUCGUUGAGUCCCUCUUGGUUUGCGACUUCACGAAGAGGAAGUCUUUGGCCCAGUGCCUGUCCGACCCAUACGUGGUGGAGACGGACAAGGGGUCCACGGGGCUUGAGGGCGGCGAGAAGGUGGUGCGACAGGCUCGCCAGCGCUUCGAGGACACGUCAAGCAAGGCGCCUUUGUACAAGGGCACCUUGUGGAAGCUCAAUGCCGACGGCAAGCCGGAGGAUGCCACGCACUGGCUCAAGCGAGACAUGUGGGUCGCCUGCGACGGCUCCCUGUGCUACUUCAGCAUCAAAGAGAACAAGCGCCUGGUGCUCUUGGAUGGUAUCAAGAUGGCAGGUGCCAAGGUCACCUCCCUGCCCAGCUCGGCACGCGACUUUGCUUUCCGUCUGGACUGCAUCAACAGCGACGACCACGAAAAGGACAUCACCAUGUGCUUCUCCGCAGAGACCGAUCAGGAGCAUCAGAAGUGGCGUUCCUUGUUGUCGCAGGCCAGCAACUUGGAUGGCGCGAUGCAGACGAUGCGCCUGGGUGGCGCCGUGGCCGACGAGUUGAAGCAGUUCAGGCUCGCAGUGAAGAAUCGCCGAAUGAAGGUUGGCGAGGACACCAAGGACCAGUUUGCCCCGAUCUUCAAGGCAAAGCUUUGGAAGGUAAAGGCCGAAGGCGACCGCAAGAAGGGAGAGGACUGGUUUGAGCGGGAGAUGUGGAUCGCCAAGAACGGCAGCCUGGUCUACUGGAGCAAGAAGGAAGACCGAGAGCUG
Molecule: messenger RNA, 1458 nt
Organism: Symbiodinium necroappetens
Lineage: Eukaryota; Dinophyceae; Suessiales; Symbiodiniaceae
Source: the annotation of a GenBank genome assembly